AUGGCAGCGAUAGCUCAUGGCCAGUACCCUCAGCGACGGCCCAAUGGGCUGUGGCGUGGGUCCUCAGCCAUGAUCAUGGGCCUCACGGGCACUCUAUCCCAGGGUUUUCUCAACGGCCUCAAUGAUGUCCAAACCACCGGGCUGGACAAUUUUGUCAAAAUACUGGAGAGCCGUGAGGACCCCUUCCAGAGGCAAAGAGGUCUCAUCACAGUCAGCAACCACAUCUCAGUAAUCGACGACCCAGUAAUAUGGGGCGUCCUCCCCCUCCGGAUGGCAUUCCAGCCCUGGAACCUCCGCUGGAGUCUCGGCGCCCACGACAUCUGCUUCUCCAACAAGCUGCUGAGUACCUUCUUCACCCUCGGCCAGGUCCUCCCCACCCACCGUACCCUUCACUCCCAGCACGCCGGCCUGUUCCAGCCCACCAUGACACAGGCCGUCCGACUGUUGUCCGCAUACCCCUUCAAGACCACCGGCGAGCACACAGUCCUUGCGCCCGAGCAGCCAAAGACCGUCACCAGGGAGUCACUACUGCAGGACCUGCGCGACCCAUUCUCCGAGGGCAGCCUCACUUUCAGCACCAACGGCCGCGACGUGCACACCGCGCCGUCGGCCUUCCUGUCCAAUCGCCACGCCUGGGUGCAUAUCUUCCCCGAAGGCCUGGUGCACCAGCACGCACAGAGGCAGAUGCGCUACUUCAAGUGGGGCGUCGCCCGCCUCAUCCUCGAGGCUGAACCCAUGCCCGACAUGGUGCCCAUGUUCAUUGACGGCACCUCCGACAUCAUGAACGAGAAUAGGACCUGGCCCAGGCCCCUCCCGCGCCCGUGGAAGAAGGUUCACGUAGCCUUCGGCGACAAGGUGGACAUGGAGGCCACGUUCGGCGACCUGAGGAGGCGGUGGAAGGCGCUGGUUAAGAAGUCGAUGGACGUCCGGGAAGCAGAGAUCGCCGCCGCCGACAGACAGAUCGAGGCCGCCGCGGGGCCCGCCAAGACGACGACAGCGUCGCCCGACUCGGGAAGGACGGGAAUCGUCGCCGCAACGACGAAGAGGCCGCCGCCCGACGUGCGGCGGCCCGACGUCCUCCGCGUGGGCGAGCUCCCUGACGAGCUCAAGCGCAGCAGGGAGGCGGAGCAGAUCCGGGCCGAGGUGGCGCUGCGCGUGCGCAACGAGGUGUUGAAGCUGCGCAAGAGCCUGGGCUACCCGGACGAGGACCCGGCGUGGAAGCUCGGGCUGGCUGAGACGUGGGCCAGGGACCCCCAAGACACGAAGAAGAGCCCUGUGGACGGGAGUGCUGAGAAGCCUAGCACGUAG
Messenger RNA from Diaporthe amygdali, 1308 nucleotides. RefSeq lists its product as uncharacterized. Gene Ontology annotation, molecular function: 1-acylglycerophosphocholine O-acyltransferase activity. Gene Ontology annotation, biological process: inner mitochondrial membrane organization; cardiolipin acyl-chain remodeling. The transcript is spliced from 3 exons. Bases 1 to 1308 code for a protein of 435 amino acids. NCBI's taxonomy places the organism in Eukaryota, Fungi, Ascomycota, Sordariomycetes, Diaporthales, Diaporthaceae. Gene Ontology annotation, cellular component: mitochondrial membrane. The record is from RefSeq and is a predicted model, not a curated record.